Molecule: messenger RNA, 1770 nt
Organism: Amphiprion ocellaris (clown anemonefish)
Lineage: Eukaryota; Metazoa; Chordata; Actinopteri; Pomacentridae
Gene: unc93a
Product: unc-93 homolog A
Exons: 8
Coding region: 204-1601 (465 amino acids)
Source: RefSeq, a predicted model, not a curated record
AUCAGAGACACGAGCAUUUUCAGCAGUCUCCUCUGACUUCACCCUGGAGCCGUCCUGCUGUGGGAAAUAAUAAACACCAUUUAAUAGGAUAACUCAUUGACUUCUAUAUUUUAGUAAAGGUUGAGGAUCUGUGGAGUUUCUUUUGGGUUUUUUUGUUGUUGUUUUUUUUUUUUUUUUUUUGCUGUUCUAUUGAAAGGGCAACCAUGAUCAGCCGCAACUUUAAGAAUGUGUUGGUGGUCUCCAUCGGGUUUCUGUCUCUGUUCACAGCAUAUGGAGGCCUGCAGAGUUUACAGAGCAGUCUGAAUGCAGAGCAGGGGAUGGGCGUGGCGUCUCUGAGCGUCAUCUACGCCUCCAUCAUCAUCUCCUCCAUGUUCCUGCCUCCCAUCAUGAUCAAAAAUCUGGGCUGUAAAUGGACCAUUGUUGUUGGCAUGGCCUGCUACGUGUCCUACUCGUUUGGAAACCUCUACCCAGGAUGGUACACCCUCAUUCCCACCUCAGUGAUCCUGGGUUUGGGAGGCUCUCCUCUGUGGUCGGCUAAAUGCACCUACCUGACUAUCUCUGGGAAUGUUCAGGCUGCCAAGGAGGGCAAAAAGGGCGCUGAUGUGAUCAAUCAAUACUUCGGCAUCUUCUUUUUCAUCUUUCAGUCCUCUGCCGUGUGGGGAAACCUCAUGUCGUCGCUCAUCUUUGGACAGGACAACAAAAUAGCGAACAUCCCAGAGGAGCAGCUGCAGUCAUGUGGAGCAGCUGACUGUGGCCUUAACAUCUCUGGCAACAGCACCACCAUCAGGCCUGCACAGGAACUCGUGUGGACGCUUGUCGGAUGCUACAUUGGUGUGGGUGUGCUGGCCAUGAUCAUCAUAGCAGUGUUUCUGGACAACAUUGACCGGGAUCAGGCCAACCAGUUUCGUGAGAACAGAGAGCCGUUCUGUCAGACAUUUCUGGCCACAUUCAGGCUCCUGAAGGACUGGAGGUUGUUGACGCUCAUCCCUCUCACCAUGUACAGCGGCUUUGAGCAGAGCUUCCUUUCUGGGGAGUACACUAAGAACUAUGUGACUUGUGCUUUGGGAAUCCAUUAUGUUGGCUUUGUGAUGAUGUGUUUUGGAGCUUCCAACUCUGUUUGUUCUUUUCUCUUUGGGAGACUUGCUCAGUACACUGGGAGAGCUACACUCUUCUGUCUUGCUGCAGUUGCCAACCUUUCCUGUGUAAUCGCUCUCUUGUUGUGGAGACCUCACCCCGACGAGCUGCCAGUCUUUUUUGUGUUUCCUGCUCUGUGGGGUAUGGCAGACGCUAUCUGGCAAACUCAGACCAAUGCUCUCUAUGGCGUCCUCUUCCCACGGGACAAAGAGGCUGCAUUUGCCAACUACCGGAUGUGGGAGUCGCUUGGUUUCGUGAUCGCCUUCGCCUACAGUACCUUCCUGUGCCUGGAAUACAAACUGUACAUCCUGCUGGCUGUUCUGGUGCUGACGAUCAUCACUUACCCCAUAGUGGAGUACUACGAACACAAGCAUCCCACAAAGCCCAUUGAACAGGCGACCUACCAGAGUCACAAAGAAACCAUUGAAACAGAUGAGAGCAGGAUCAUUUGUCAGACACAAAUGUAGACUGGUUCCAUUUCAAAGAAAAGGGCAUAUUUUAAAAGUGUAACGCAUUUCUCUUCAGCAAUGUUCCAGUGACUGCUCCUGAAGGAUUUGGGUAUGCCAAAUCCAUUUUUGGAAUAUGUCGGAUGAAUUUUUGUGUUGUUUGUGAGUUAUAACUAAAUAUUCAAAGUGG